GGGAGGCGCCGCCGCCGCCCGCGGACGCUGCAGGGGAAGGUGCGGCUGGGCAGAGGCGGACGAGAAGAGGGGCUGCCGCGGCGGUCGGUCCGGGGAGACCGGAAGGAGGCGGCGGCCCCGCGGCCCGGGCUCCGCCGCCGCCCGCGCUGCCGGAGGCUUCUUCCUGGUGAUCCCCCGGCCGGGAGGCGAGGAGGAGGGACGAGGAGGAGGCUCGCUGCAGUUUCCCCGAGAAUCAUCCUUUGCCGCCGUCGUCGCCGCCGCAGGUUCUGGAUUUAAUACCGUGCCGGACCGAGCACUGCUGGCUCGAGAGGGCGAAGAAGGGAGCCCCACGGAGGGUGGUGUUUAAAAACAAAAAACAGCAACAAAAAAGCAAAAAAAAAAUACUGAUUUUGGUGGUGUGACUUUUUUUUUUUUUUGACAUCCCCCCCUUCCACCCCCUCUGUUUGAUUUCCCCUCUGGACCAUGGCCGACGACGACGUGCUGUUUGAGGAUGUGUACGAGCUGUGCGAGGUGAUCGGCAAGGGCCCCUUCAGUGUUGUGCGGCGAUGUAUCAACAGAGAAACUGGGCAACAAUUUGCAGUAAAAAUUGUUGAUGUAGCCAAGUUCACAUCAAGUCCAGGGCUAAGUACAGAAGGUAAGAGAUGGAUUUCAAAUCUGAAACGGGAAGCCAGUAUCUGUCAUAUGCUGAAGCAUCCACAUAUUGUGGAACUGUUGGAGACAUAUAGCUCAGAUGGAAUGCUUUAUAUGGUUUUUGAAUUUAUGGAUGGAGCUGAUCUGUGUUUUGAAAUUGUAAAACGGGCAGAUGCUGGUUUUGUAUACAGUGAAGCUGUAGCCAGUCAUUACAUGAGACAGAUACUGGAAGCACUACGCUACUGUCAUGAUAAUAACAUAAUUCACAGGGAUGUGAAGCCACACUGUGUCCUUCUUGCCUCAAAAGAAAACUCAGCACCGGUUAAACUUGGAGGCUUUGGAGUAGCUAUUCAGUUAGGAGAGUCUGGACUUGUUGCUGGAGGACGUGUAGGAACACCUCAUUUUAUGGCCCCAGAAGUGGUAAAAAGAGAGCCCUAUGGGAAACCUGUAGAUGUCUGGGGUUGUGGGGUGAUCCUUUUUAUUCUGCUAAGUGGUUGUUUGCCUUUUUACGGAACCAAGGAAAGAUUAUUUGAAGGCAUUAUUAAAGGAAAAUAUAAGAUGAAUCCCAGGCAGUGGAGCCAUAUCUCUGAAAGUGCCAAAGACCUGGUCCGCCGAAUGUUGAUGUUGGAUCCAGCUGAAAGGAUAACAGUUUAUGAGGCACUUAAUCAUCCUUGGCUUAAGGAGAGAGAUCGCUAUGCCUACAAGAUUCAUCUUCCUGAAACGGUAGAGCAACUGCGGAAAUUUAACGCAAGGAGGAAACUAAAGGGUGCAGUACUGGCAGCUGUGUCAAGCCACAAAUUCAACUCAUUCUAUGGGGAUCCCCCUGAAGAGUUGCCAGAUUUCUCUGAAGAUCCUACCUCCUCAGGAGCAGUCUCACAGGUGCUAGACAGCCUGGAGGAAAUUCAUGCACUUACAGACUGCAGUGAAAAGGACUUAGAUUUUCUACACAGUGUUUUCCAGGAUCAGCAUCUCCACACACUGCUAGAUCUUUAUGACAAAAUUAACACAAAGUCUUCACCACAUAUCAGGAAUCCUCCAAGUGAUGCUGUACAGAGAGCCAAAGAGGUAUUGGAAGAAAUUUCAUGUUACCCUGAAAACAAUGAUGCAAAGGAGCUAAAGCGUAUUUUAACACAACCUCAUUUCAUGGCCUUACUUCAAACUCAUGAUGUAGUGGCACAUGAAGUUUACAGUGAUGAAGCAUUGAGGGUUACACCUCCUCCCACCUCUCCAUACUUAAACGGAGAUUCUCCAGAAAGUGCCAACGGUGACAUGGAUAUGGAGAAUGUUACUCGAGUACGGCUGGUACAGUUCCAGAAAAACACAGAUGAACCAAUGGGAAUCACUUUGAAAAUGAAUGAACUAAACCAUUGCAUUGUAGCAAGAAUUAUGCAUGGGGGAAUGAUCCACAGACAAGGUACACUUCAUGUAGGUGAUGAAAUCCGAGAAAUAAAUGGUAUCAGUGUAGCAAACCAAACAGUGGAACAGCUACAAAAAAUGCUUAGGGAAAUGCGGGGGAGUAUUACCUUCAAGAUUGUGCCAAGUUACCGCACUCAAUCUUCAUCCUGUGAGAGAGAUUCCCCCUCUACCUCCAGACAGUCCCCAGCUAAUGGUCAUAGCAGCACCAACAAUUCUGUUUCGGACUUGCCAUCAACUACCCAACCAAAAGGACGACAGAUCUAUGUAAGAGCACAAUUUGAAUAUGACCCAGCAAAGGAUGACCUCAUCCCCUGCAAGGAAGCUGGUAUCCGAUUUAGAGUCGGUGACAUUAUCCAGAUUAUUAGUAAAGAUGACCACAAUUGGUGGCAGGGUAAACUGGAGAACUCCAAAAACGGUACUGCAGGUCUCAUUCCUUCUCCGGAACUUCAAGAAUGGAGAGUAGCUUGUAUUGCCAUGGAGAAGACCAAACAGGAGCAGCAAGCUAGCUGUACUUGGUUUGGAAAGAAGAAGAAGCAGUACAAAGAUAAAUAUUUAGCAAAGCACAAUGCAGAUCUUGUUACAUAUGAAGAAGUAGUAAAACUGCCAGCAUUUAAAAGGAAAACACUAGUCUUACUAGGUGCACAUGGUGUUGGAAGAAGACACAUAAAAAACACACUCAUUACAAAACACCCAGACAGAUUUGCAUACCCUAUUCCACACACAACUAGACCUCCAAAGAAAGAUGAAGAGAAUGGCAAAAACUAUUACUUUGUAUCUCACGACCAAAUGAUGCAAGACAUAUCUAACAAUGAAUAUUUGGAGUACGGCAGCCACGAGGACGCCAUGUACGGGACAAAACUGGAGACAAUACGGAAGAUCCACGAACAGGGGCUGAUCGCAAUACUGGAUGUAGAACCUCAGGCACUGAAGGUCCUGAGAACUGCAGAAUUUGCUCCUUUUGUAGUUUUUAUUGCUGCACCUACGAUUACUCCAGGCAUCAAUGAGGAUGAAUCUCUUCAGCGCCUGCAGAAGGAAUCUGAUAUCUUACAGAGAACAUAUGCACACUACUUUGAUCUAACGAUUAUCAACAAUGAAAUUGAUGAAACAAUCAGACAUCUGGAGGAAGCCAUUGAGCUCGUUUGUACAGCACCACAGUGGGUUCCUGUCUCCUGGGUCUAUUAAGCCUCUCAGCAGAUAACUGAAGAAGUCUGUCAUAUCUGGGAACCACCUCAUACAUGAAAAAACCUCUUCAUUACCGGCCUUGUGUCAACAGGUCUUGGCCCCUAGGGACUACCUAGAUGUAGUGUGACCUAAAUUUAACUAUUGUCAUGUCCAAAUAGAUAGGAGGAGGAAAAAAAUUAAACACUAACUUAAAGAGACAGUAUCUUUUUUAAUCAGUUCUCCUAAACUUUAAUAAAAAUGUAUCUUUAAAUGUAUGUAUUAUUCAAUCCUUUGGAAUGUUAUAUUUUUGGAAAUCAUAGCUUUUUAUUUCAAAGGCCCCUUAAAACUGCACAAAAUAGAUGCUGCUUUCUAUAAUCUAUUUUAAUAAUAAUAAAAAUAAUUCUGUUACCUUGACAUGGGGGUGGAACACUACAUUCUUUUUAGAGUCUGAUUUUAUGGAUUGGAAUAUCUUGCUUUCCUUUAUUUAUUUGAAAUAAUCUAGUGAUUACAAAACAUUUUUAAAGGCCUUUUUUCUCUUUUUUUUAGAAUAGUAUUUUUGUUAGGUACUUUUAUGUAACAUCCAGAUAAUGUGAUACUGUCUCUUUGAAGAAUUCUGUCAACCUUUUAGAGAUUUGAAAUUGGGUCUUGACUCUUAAUGCAUGUGGACAGUCGCAAGCUUUCAUGCUGUCGGUGUAUCUGUGUUGAAAAAAAAAACUGUAAUCUACAGCAAAAGUACAUUCCGUUCAUGGGAAAACUACCCAAGGGAAUAAAAAUAAAAUGUUAUGACUAAGUUGUAAACCUAUGCACAUCCCUUGCAUUUUGGGCAACUUUAUAAAAAAAACUGAUUUUUAUUAAUAAUAAUCAUGUAGUGAAAUGUGUUUGUAAUUUUGUCUCAAUUUAAUUUGUUGUAAGGUGGGAGGGGGAACUGCUGGUUUCAUCAUUUCGGAUCUGUGUUGUCUGAGAGUAUUAACGUUUUAAUUCAGCAAAGAAAUGCAGAUUUUUAAUAUGUAUGUAAUUGUUUUAAAUUUACCCAUUUUAAAAGAAAAUGUGCAAUGAAGAAACCAGUUUAGGCAUUUGCUAUAAACUGAAUAUUCCAAAAAGA
Trichosurus vulpecula (common brushtail) is the source of this 4309-nucleotide messenger RNA. RefSeq names its product calcium/calmodulin dependent serine protein kinase (gene CASK). Gene Ontology annotation, cellular component: plasma membrane; basolateral plasma membrane; cell-cell junction. Gene Ontology annotation, biological process: regulation of neurotransmitter secretion; protein phosphorylation. Gene Ontology annotation, molecular function: signaling receptor binding; protein kinase activity; ATP binding. The record is from RefSeq and is a predicted model, not a curated record. The transcript is spliced from 26 exons. Lineage: Eukaryota; Metazoa; Chordata; Mammalia; Diprotodontia; Phalangeridae. The coding region runs from base 463 to 3228 and encodes 921 amino acids.